AUGAAUUGGGCAUUUCUGCAAGGCCUUCUGAGUGGCGUGAACAAGUACUCCACAGCAUUGGGUCGUAUCUGGCUGUCAGUGGUGUUCAUCUUCCGAGUGCUGGUGUACGUGGUGGCCGCUGAAGAUGUGUGGGACGAUGAGCAGAAGGACUUUGUCUGCAACACCAAGCAGCCAGGCUGCCCCAAUGUCUGCUAUGAUGAGUUCUUCCCCGUGUCCCAUGUGCGCCUGUGGGCCCUGCAGCUCAUCCUGGUCACCUGCCCCUCACUGCUGGUGGUCAUGCACGUGGCCUACAGGCAGGAGCGAGAGCGGCGCCACCGCCUGAAGCACGGACCGAACGCCCCCUCCCUGUAUGACAAUGCAGGCAAGAAGCGAGGAGGCCUCUGGUGGACAUAUUUGCUGAGUCUUAUCUUCAAGGCCUCUGUCGAUGCCAUCUUUCUCUAUAUCUUCCAUCGCCUUUACAAGGAUUAUGAUAUGCCCAGAGUGGUGACUUGCUCUGUGGAUCCAUGCCCCCACACUGUCGAUUGUUUCAUCUCCCGACCCACAGAGAAGAAGGUCUUCACCUACUUUAUGGUGGCCACAGCUGUCGUCUGCAUCCUGCUUAACCUCAGUGAAGUUGCCUACCUGGUGGGCAAGAGGUGUAUGGAGAUUACGCGUCCCAGGCGCCGGAAGCCUAGAAGCCGGGGUCAUCUAUCUGACACAUGCCCACCAUAUGCACUCUCCCAAGGAGGACACCCCCAGGAUGGGACCUCUGUUCUAAUUAAGGCUGGGUUGGCCCCAGUAGAUGCAGGUGGGUAUGCAUAA
Messenger RNA from Elephantulus edwardii (Cape elephant shrew), 801 nucleotides. RefSeq names its product gap junction beta-4 protein-like. Gene Ontology annotation, cellular component: connexin complex. NCBI's taxonomy places the organism in Eukaryota, Metazoa, Chordata, Mammalia, Macroscelidea, Macroscelididae. The transcript has a single exon. The record is from RefSeq and is a predicted model, not a curated record. The coding region runs from base 1 to 801 and encodes 266 amino acids. Gene Ontology annotation, molecular function: gap junction channel activity. Gene Ontology annotation, biological process: cell communication.